Messenger RNA from Psilocybe cubensis, 1509 nucleotides. RefSeq lists its product as uncharacterized. Gene Ontology annotation, molecular function: transmembrane transporter activity. The record is from RefSeq and is a predicted model, not a curated record. Lineage: Eukaryota; Fungi; Basidiomycota; Agaricomycetes; Agaricales; Agrocybaceae. Gene Ontology annotation, biological process: transmembrane transport. The transcript is spliced from 20 exons. Bases 1 to 1509 code for a protein of 502 amino acids. Gene Ontology annotation, cellular component: membrane.
AUGGUGGAGAAGAAAUCAGAGACGGCGUCGAUCGAUGAGAAGCGUGUCGGGACGCCAUCUGACGACUUCGACUUUGGCGGUGACUCGAUGCUGCCCCCUCCCCCGACGCUGACACCCGAACAGCAGAAGAAGCUAUGGCGCAAGGUCGAUGUGCGGAUUAUACCCAUCCUCGCGUUGAUGUACUUGCUUUCGUAUAUGGAUCGAGGGAACAUUGGAAAUGCGAGACUCCAAGGAUUGCAAACUCAACUACAUCUAACGGGUAAUCAGUACAAUGUCGCGUUGACGAUGUACUUCAUUCCGUAUUGCAUUUUCGAGUGUCCAGCAAACCUCGUACUGAAGCGGUUUAGACCAUCGAGAUGGCUUCCCGGUAUCACAGUCGCAUGGGGCAUUGUCAUGACUUUGAUGGGCCUGGUCAAGAACUAUCCACAGCUGGUGGGAACGCGUGUCUGCUUGGGCAUCGCUGAAGCGGGUCUAUUCCCCGGAGUGGUCUAUUAUCUAACUUUAUGGUACCCCCGCCAUUUGCUUCAGUUCCGUAUCAGUCUGUUUUAUGGUUCGGCGUCGCUCGCCGGUGCUUUUUCGGGUCUGCUGGCGUAUGGAAUCGGGUUCAUGAGUGGAACUGGGGGUCUUCUUGGAUGGUCGUGGAUUUUCAUUCUCGAAGGACUUCUGACGACGAUUGUCGGUAUAAUCGCGUUUUUCGUACUUGUUGAUUUCCCAUCUACGGCCACAUUUUUGACUCCUGAAGAACGUUCAUUCAUUAUCCACACAAAGAGAUAUGAUAAUUCGAGCGUUGGUGAGGAAGAACACUUCGAAAUGCGUCACUUUUGGGCUGCUCUCUGCGACUGGCAGGUUUGGGCGCAUAUAUUAGCAUAUAUGUCAGUUGUUGGCCCCAUCUAUGGAAUUACGCUCUUCCUUCCUACCAUCAUCAAUUCCUUCGGACACACUCCUGCUGUCAGCCAGCUCCUCACAGUUCCUCCUUAUGUUUUUGCUACUACUUGCGUGUAUACAUUUGCCCACUUUUCUGAUAAGGUCAAGAUGCGCUCGCCGUUUAUCCUUCUGGGACUCCUCUUCUGUCUCUUUGGAUUCUCAAUCAGCAUUUCCAAUGCAUCCAGCGGCGUCAAGUACUUUGGCACGUUCUUCGCCGUUUCUGGUGGAUAUGCUGCUUUCCCUGGUAUAGUCGCCUGGCUGGGAAACAAUCUCGCUGGGCAGUACAAACGAGGGAUCGGAUUGGCGAUACACAUUGGUGUUGGAAAUUUCAGUGGAGCUAUUGCUGCUAAUAUCUAUCGCUCAAGGGACGCUCCACGCUACCUAGUCGGACAUGGCGUCGAGCUAAUGUUCGUGGGAAUGGGUCUCAUCGUCGUCCCUUCCAUCGUUUUUACGUACACCCGCAUUAACAAGAAUCGAGACGCUGCGCAGCAGCAAGCUUUGAGCGGCGGAGACGCCACAAAGUAUUCGAAGCAACAGCUUCGAGAGCUGGGCGAUAGGGCUCCUGACUUCAGAUAUACCUUGUAA